Molecule: messenger RNA, 2100 nt
Organism: Papaver somniferum (opium poppy)
Lineage: Eukaryota; Viridiplantae; Streptophyta; Magnoliopsida; Ranunculales; Papaveraceae
Product: L-type lectin-domain containing receptor kinase IV.1-like
Exons: 1
Coding region: 1-2100 (699 amino acids)
Biological process (GO): protein phosphorylation
Cellular component (GO): plasma membrane
Molecular function (GO): protein kinase activity; carbohydrate binding; ATP binding
Source: RefSeq, a predicted model, not a curated record
AUGUUAUCGGUCAAGAAGGUCUGUGUGCUGGUACUGGUAUUGGUGUUUACGAUUAAUGGUGCUUUGUCAAUAUCGUUGAUAGAAGAAGAAAAACAUAUUAAUCAUUUCUAUCAUGGUGAUAGUUUUGUUUACAUGAAUUUUAAAAAUGCAGCUUCUAAUCUGAGUUUCGGUAAUGGCGCAGCAGCUAUCACACCCAACAGAUUACUGAGAUUAACCAAUAACACACAUCAAAUUGGUCAUGCUUUUCAUUCUCGUCCACUACGUUUCAAGAACAAUACUAAACAAAAUUCAUCAUCCGAAACUAAGAAUUCAAGUUCUGGUGGUGGUAAUGUUCUUUCCUUCUCUACUUCAUUCAUCUUUUCUAUAAUAAAAGAAAAUCCACGGGCGGUAGAUGCAGGUUUAACUGGUCAAGGGAUUGCUUUUGUUCUUGCACCUCAACCAGAGUUGCCUGGAGUAAUGGGAAACGGAUAUUUAGGCUUGUUUAAUUCGUCAAACAAUGGAAACUCAACCAACCAUGUUCUUGCUGUCGAAAUAGACACCGUUUAUAAUAAAGAAUUCGAUACCAUCAAUGGUGACCAUGUAGGAAUUAAUAUCAAUGGCAUAAGAUCUGUUAUAGCUUCACCUCCAGGGUACUACACCGAUGGCAAUGGUGGGAGUCGCAAACUUGGCCUUACAAGUGAGGAUCGGAUUCAAGUUUGGAUAGAAUAUGAUGGUGUAGGAAUGAAACUUAGCGUGACGUUAGCUCCAAUUACAGUGCCUAAACCAGAUAUUCCUCUAUUGUAUUACAAGCACGAUCUUUCCGAUAUUCUCUUAGAUUCGAUGUACGCUGGCUUCUCAUCAUCUACUGGUUCUGUUCCAGUAUCAUAUUACAUAUUGGGAUGGAGUUUUGAGAUUAACAAAAGAGAGACUGAUGACCGAAAUGCAAAAAUCUUUGGAGUAGAGCUUCCAAUUAUUAUCCCCGUUUUCGUGUUACUAUUUCUCAUUGGAGUCGUAUUCGUUGUAUUAAAAAUUAGGAGUGAAAAGCUUGCAGAUGUAGCGGUGGAGGAUUGGGAACUAAAUCAUGGAAGGCUGAGGUUCUCAUACAAAGAUUUAUACAUUGCGACUAAUGGCUUCAAAGAGAAAGAACUUCUUGGAGUUGGCGGCUUCGGAAGGGUCUAUAAAGGCAUAUUGCGAACUUCAAACACCAAAGUUGCUGUCAAAAGAAUCUCCCAUGACUCGAAACAGGGAAUCAGGGAAUUUAUAUCAGAGAUCAUUAGCAUCGGUCACCUUCGGCACAGGAACUUGGCACACCUCUUGGGUUAUUGCAGGAGAAACAGUGAACUUCUAUUGGUGUAUGAUUAUAUGCCUAAUGGAAGUCUGGACAAGUUAAUUUUUCGCCAUUCAGAUUCAACCUCAAUAACCCCAGUUCUCAGCUGGAACCAGAGAUUUCAAAUCAUAAAAGGUGUAGCUUGUGGGCUGGUAUAUCUGCAUGAAGAGUGGGAACAAGUAGUGAUUCACAGAGACAUCAAGGCCAGUAAUGUUCUACUAGAUGGAGAAAUGAAUGCAAGGGUAGGUGAUUUCGGUCUUGCGAGAUUGUACACUCGCGGAACCAAGUUUCAGACGACCAAGGUUGUUGGCACACUGGGUUAUAUAGCACCAGAAAUGAGUAGAACGGGUAGAGCAACAACUUGCUCAGAUGUUUUCUCGUUUGGUGCCUUGUUGCUUGAAGUUGCUUGUGGUAGGAGACCAGUAGAACUGAAUAAAUCCGAGAUGGAAGAGGGUGAAGUUCUUGUCGAUUGGGUCUUAAAUUGUUGGAGAAGCGGUGACAUAUUACAGACAACUGAUUCAAAUUUAUUGAAUGAAUAUGUAAAAGAAGAAAUGGAAAUUGUAUUGAAGUUAGGAUUAUUAUGUUCACGUAUUGAUCCACAGGCUAGACCAAGCAUGAGACAAGUGAUGCAAUAUUUAGAAGGACAUUUGCCUCUGCCUGAUACUGAUCUGUGGGCGCUUAAUCUCGGCACAUUGUUGAUGUCAACGAGUACUGGUGAGUGCCGAAGCUGUGCAGAAAUCUCGAUGAAUCGAUCAUCAUCAGCUCUAGGUUCUGUCCUCUCUGGGCCUCGCUGA